GGGAGUGGGAAAGGGAGAGCGGGGAGACUGCGGAGGGGAGAGCGCUGCACAGGGAGUGGGCUCCGGGGACAGCGCGGCCGAGGCAGCGCCCGGCGGGACGCGGCGCUCGGAGCCCCGGGACCGACCUGCAGCCGCCACCCCGGACCCCUCCGAGUGAUCACCGCCGCCGCCGCCAUGGGCUCCGAGCGGGACUCCGAAUCGCCGCGCUCCUCCUCCAUCCACUCGGCCGCCGCCAAGUGCCCCAAGCCCGGCCGCCGCCGCCGCCUCUCCUUCCAGAGCGUCUUCUCCGCCGCCGCCGCCUCUGCCGCGGGCGGCCGCCGCCGCGCCAAGGCCGAGCCGCCCCCCGCCGCUCCGCCGCCGCCGCCUCUGCCGCGGGCGGCCGCCGCCGCGCCAAGGCCGAGCCGCCCCCCGCCGCCCUCCGCCGGCCCCCGCCGCCCCGCCGGCCCCGCCGCCGCCGCCGCCGCCGCCGCCGCCCCCCGAGGAGGCGCCGGUGGUCCCGGAGGGGAGGAGGAGCUGGAGUGCCCGCUGUGCCUGGUGCGGCAGCCGGCGGAGAACGCCCCGCGCCUGCUGUCGUGCCCGCACCGGUCGUGCGGGGCCUGCCUGCGGCAGUACCUGCGCAUCGAGAUCACCGAGUCCCGCGUCAACAUCUGCUGCCCCGAGUGCAGCGAGCGCCUCAACCCCGCCGACAUCCGCCGCCUCCUGCACGACUCCCCGCACCUCGUCGCCAAGUACGAGGAGUUCAUGCUGCGCCGAUGCCUCGCCGCCGACCCCGACUGCCGCUGGUGCCCGGCCCCCGACUGCGGUUACGCGGUUAUUGCCUACGGCUGUGCCAGCUGCCCCAAGCUGACCUGCGAGAGGGACGGCUGCCAGACAGAGUUCUGCUACCACUGCAAACAGAUAUGGCACCCCAACCAAACCUGCGACAUGGCCCGCCAGCAGCGGGCACAGACCCUGCGGGUACGGACCAAGCACACGUCGGGCCUCAGCUACGGACAGGAAUCCGGGCCGGCCGACGACAUCAAGCCGUGCCCGCGCUGCAGCGCCUACAUCAUCAAGAUGAACGACGGGAGCUGCAACCACAUGACGUGUGCCGUGUGUGGCUGCGAGUUCUGCUGGCUCUGCAUGAAGGAGAUCUCGGAUCUGCAUUACCUCAGCCCCUCUGGCUGUACAUUCUGGGGCAAAAAGCCAUGGAGUCGUAAAAAGAAGAUUCUCUGGCAGCUGGGCACGUUGAUCGGGGCUCCUGUGGGCAUUUCCCUCAUUGCUGGCAUUGCCAUUCCUGCCAUGGUCAUUGGCAUCCCUGUGUACGUGGGGAGGAAGAUCCACAGCAGGUAUGAGGGGAAGAAAACCUCUAAGCACAAGAGGAACUUGGCCAUCACUGGAGGGGUCACCUUGUCUGUCAUUGCCUCUCCAGUCAUCGCUGCUGUCAGUGUUGGUAUUGGGGUCCCCAUCAUGCUGGCCUACGUCUACGGCGUCGUGCCCAUCUCGCUGUGCCGGGGCGGUGGCUGUGGGGUCAGCACAGCCAAUGGAAAGGGGGUGAAAAUCGAGUUUGAUGAAGAUGAUGGACCCAUCACAGUGGCUGAUGCCUGGAGAGCCCUGAAGAACCCCAGCAUUGGUGAGAGCAGCAUCGAGGGGCUGACCAGCGUCCUGAGCACCAGUGGCAGCCCCACGGACGGGCUCAGUGUCAUGCAGGGCAACUACAGCGAGACAGCCAGCUUUGCUGCCCUCUCCGGGGGCACCCUGAGCGGGGGGGUCCUCUCAGGGAGCAAGGGGAAGUACAGCAGGCUGGAAGUCCAGGCAGAUGUCCAGAAGGAGAUUUUCCCCAAAGACUCGGUCAGUUUGGGGGCGAUCAGUGACAACGCCAGCACUCGAGCCAUGGCUGGUUCCAUCAUCAGCUCCUACAACCCCCAGGACAGGGAGUGCAAUAACAUGGAGAUCCAGGUGGACAUCGAAGCCAAACCCAGUCACUACCAGCUGGCCAGCGGCAGCAGCACAGAGGACUCUCUGCAUGUCCACACCCAAAUGGCAGAGAAUGAGGAAGAGGAGGAGGAGGAGGAGGAGGAGGAGGAAGAGGACGGUGAGCAGGAGCAGACGUGCAAACACCAAAGCUGUGAGCAAAAGGACUGCAUUGCCAGCCAGACCUGGGACAUCACCCUGGCCCAGCCCGAGAGCAUACGGAGCGACCUGGAGAGCUCCGACAGCCAGUCGGACGACGUGCCGGACAUUACCUCGGACGAGUGCGACUCCCCCCACUCUCAGACUGCAGCAGGCUGCCCACAGACCCCCAAAGCUAGAGGUGCCGAGAGCCCAAGUGCCCACCUGAGCCACUGUGCCCAAGCCGAGGGCUGCCGGCUGGAUGAAAUGGUCCAACUGGAGUGCAUCGAGGCCAGAGUGUGACGUGUCCUCCUGCUGGCAGCACACCCGCUGUCACUGCGUCUCUUGGGCCGGGCUUGUGUCCCUGUUGGCUCCUGUUUGCCAUUCUCCAGCUGGUUCCCCAGCCUCGCCUCGGGAAGUCGCUGUUUCUUACGUGACAUAAAAAGGAAAGGAAAGGAGAAAAAAAAAAAAAAAAAGAAAUCCCCUGCCGUCUUUUUGUUUUAAUUUAUUGGUUCAAAGUCUGUGAGGUGUGUAAGAGUGUAAAUAUGUACGUGUGUCUGUAUGUCUGCAACCAUCCUAAGGGACUCUUGGAAUAAAUAAAGACUCUGGUUGUCAUU
Messenger RNA from Lepidothrix coronata (blue-crowned manakin), 2708 nucleotides. It is a transcript of the gene RNF19B, whose product is annotated as ring finger protein 19B. Gene Ontology annotation, molecular function: ubiquitin protein ligase activity; ubiquitin conjugating enzyme binding; zinc ion binding. Gene Ontology annotation, biological process: protein polyubiquitination; positive regulation of proteasomal ubiquitin-dependent protein catabolic process; ubiquitin-dependent protein catabolic process. The record is from RefSeq and is a predicted model, not a curated record. Lineage: Eukaryota; Metazoa; Chordata; Aves; Passeriformes; Pipridae. Gene Ontology annotation, cellular component: ubiquitin ligase complex; cytoplasm.